CUGGAGCUUGUUUCCGGCCACCUCAGCGGGAAGCGGAGACGCAAGCAGCUAGGUCUUCGGAAACUGGGGUAGAGGUUUAACUGUUGUCCCGGCGGAGCAAGUCAAAACACAUCUACGGCCGUCUGGGCCAGUGUUGGGUCUCCGUAGCCUGUAAAGAUGGUGUUGCUCACGAUGAUCGCCCGAGUGGCGGACGGGCUCCCGUUGGCCGCCUCGAUGCAGGAGGACGAACAGUCUGGCCGGGACCUUCAGCAGUACCAGAGUCAGGCUAAGCAGCUCUUCCGAAAGUUGAAUGAACAGUCCCCUACCAGAUGCACCUUGGAAGCUGGGGCCAUGACUUUUCAUUACAUUAUUGAACAGGGAGUAUGUUAUUUGGUUCUGUGUGAAGCUGCCUUCCCUAAGAAGCUGGCUUUUGCCUACCUAGAAGAUUUACACUCAGAAUUUGAUGAACAGCAUGGGAAGAAGGUGCCGACUGUGUCUAGACCCUACUCCUUUAUUGAGUUUGAUACCUACAUUCAGAAAACCAAAAAGCUUUACAUUGACAGUCGUGCUCGGAGAAACUUAGGCUCCAUCAACACUGAACUGCAAGAUGUGCAGAGAAUCAUGGUCGCAAAUAUUGAAGAAGUGUUACAACGGGGAGAAGCACUCUCAGCAUUGGAUUCGAAGGCUAACAAUUUGUCCAGUCUGUCCAAGAAAUACCGCCAGGAUGCGAAGUACUUGAACAUGCGUUCCACUUACGCCAAACUUGCAGCAGUAGCUGUAUUUUUCAUCAUGUUAAUAGUGUAUGUGCGCUUCUGGUGGCUGUGAAGUAGUGAAUCCAGUCACUGGCAAGGGAGAACCUAGAACCCGGCAGGUGUAUGUUUUCAGGAAGCUGAGCGCACAGAGAUGUGUAUUAGAAUCCAAGUGGAACUUCUGCCUCUAAAGACCUUGCAAGAAAAGACAUGUCCUGAAAAUGAAAGAUUACACCUCAUUUAAUGAAGCUUAGCCCUAUGUAGAAAGUGUCUUUCCGGGGCAGAGGCUUUCUCUGGGUGCUAAGCCAUAUACAUUAGGGAACAGUAGAUUGUUUUAUUUGUUUUUUUCCCCUCCCAGUGUUUUACAUUUUUCAAACAGCACUGACUGGGGCAUUCUCAUUCUCUAAUGGAGCCGUCAGUGAGAUUUGGCUUAACCAACCUAUGCUAGCAAGUCUGAAAUCCCUUCAGAGAAGGCAGCCCUUCAGGAAGUUUUUUGACUCUGUUUAAUCAACAUUCCUUUCGUUGGUGACAUUUGUGAUUUUCAGGAAUCUGAGUUGUUUGAUGGCCUUUUAAACAAGACUCCAGUAUGUGAAGGUUAAUUGCUGUGCUGCAAGAUAUCCUGUCUAUUGGCCCCUAUAGGAAGUUAACCUUGUUUUUCAUUUAUGAUAAUUUGCUUAUUGCACAAUUGCUUUAGGGUUAAAUGAAUUAUAUUAAGAUGCCUUGAAAUUAUAUUAUAGCACUCCUUGAUUAAGAAGCAAAAAUGUUUUCUGUCAUUUACUCUUAAAAGACUUAAAAUUAGUUUGGGACAUUCUUGAUUUUAUUUUUCUGCAUCUGGUUUAUAUUGAUAUAAGAGUGAGUAUAGCAUAUAGCCAGAGGCCCCUGACUUAGUGGGCAGACAGGCCAGCUCAUCACCACAGCUUUGUCCUCCUUCCUCACCUCAUCACUACGGUUUUCCCCCCUUUCCCUCCUGCCACAGCUUGCUAGGGUUUCCUGAAUUGCUCUGAGCCCUAUAGUCUCAUGUCCCGUAACUGUCCUCUCAGUAUAGUCUCAGAUUUCAAAAGGGAAGAUAAUCAGUUGCUUAGUUAAUUAAAUUGAAAUUUUUCAGAGCAACUACUCAAACUACUAAACAUAUUUAUCUAAGAAAAUCUGAGAGCACCUCAUAUCUGCUUCAGUUAUGUAAUUCUCUAAGAAUGUUCUAGAGAGAGCUCAUUUACAGUAGAUUCUGUUAACAAAUAAAAGUACCUGAUUUUUCCCUUUUUUGCUCAGGGAUAAUGAGAAUUUCCUUUUACCUUCUGAGGUAGAAUUUUUUAAAUGGGGAGAAUAGGCCUUUUAAAUAUUGUCACAAGAGUGUACAAUAUAACCUCUAAUUCCUACACAUACUGCAAAUAUUUCUUUAAAUUGUACAGGAAAAUGAACCAACUUCUUACUUCUUAAGAUCUUUAGAAAGAACUUUAACCAGUAAGCAGUUUUAUAACUCAGGAUCAUCAAACCUAGUAUUCUGAUUCCUGAUAGAGAAAAAAAAAAAUCUUUUUUCUUUAAAACAAGGCAAGGAGAAAUGCUUAUUUUAUUCCUGAUAAUUUACAGAACUAGAAUAAAAUUUUUUUCUUCCCAUUUUGGACCUCUGUCUGCCAAUUGGAGUUUUGUGCAUGAAAUAAGAAGUUACUUUUUAUAGAGAAUAAGUGCUUGAAGUCCCUAAAAGUCUUGUCCCUCAGUAAUGAUGUUGGUAAUAAAAGCCUUUGAAAGGCUGAAAACCUAAAUAGUAGUACCAUAGCUUUUGGUACUUCUGUAGAAGUGGAGAGUGAGUGGCAGCUCAUUGUUGAGAGUUGCAUGCCGCAACCAGGUCGUCAGCAAUGAAAUAAAUACUUCUAGAAUGUU
This is a messenger RNA of Dama dama (fallow deer), 2603 nucleotides long. RefSeq names its product SEC22 homolog B, vesicle trafficking protein (gene SEC22B). The transcript is spliced from 5 exons. Gene Ontology annotation, cellular component: Golgi membrane; endoplasmic reticulum-Golgi intermediate compartment; endoplasmic reticulum membrane. The record is from RefSeq and is a predicted model, not a curated record. Gene Ontology annotation, molecular function: SNAP receptor activity. Lineage: Eukaryota; Metazoa; Chordata; Mammalia; Artiodactyla; Cervidae. Gene Ontology annotation, biological process: endoplasmic reticulum to Golgi vesicle-mediated transport; retrograde vesicle-mediated transport, Golgi to endoplasmic reticulum; vesicle fusion with Golgi apparatus. Bases 157 to 804 code for a protein of 215 amino acids.